Coregonus sp. 'balchen' is the source of this 10668-nucleotide messenger RNA. The record is from the annotation of a GenBank genome assembly. Lineage: Eukaryota; Metazoa; Chordata; Actinopteri; Salmoniformes; Salmonidae.
CCUGACAAAAGUGAUCCACUCGACGCGCCCUAUGUAUUACCCUCGCUGUUUCCGCUGACUGACGAGACUUCAAAUUUGUGCUUUGGGACUGUCAUCCAAGGCUACGCAUCUUCCAGGGGUACGUUUUAUGAGCUGAAAUGUGGUUUGAAAUAAGAUGAUCUUUAAUUUUUUUUGUGUGGAUAUGCUAACAGUAUUUACAAAAUUGAUAUACUUGAUAAUAGACUUUAAGCAGUGGUUUCAUGUUUCGCUAGUUAGGUCAUCAAGCUAGGCUAUGUAAAACAAUUGAUGAUGAAUCGGUGGCCUCUGAUGCGAACGAUUGCUAUUUGCAAUAUGUGUCCGGAUUUUGGGCAGAUGAUUUAGAAAUACAAUUGUACUUUUAGUUAAAGACAACAUUGUAAUAAUAAUAUAGGCGUUUGGCUACAAGACUAAACUUCGACAGUAGUGAGGUUAUGGGAAACUACAUCCUGAUCCAGCACAGCAGCCAUAGGCUAUCCAACUUUGCUGCUAUUAUAAGUUGAUGCGCUAUUUGGCUAUGAUGCUCUCUUUUUUAUUUACUUUUUGUUUUGUUUUUAUUAGAGAACUUUAAACAAGAUGUUUAGGUGCUGUUUAGAUCAAAGGGCAACAUUUGGAGACAAGUCAGUUAUAACUACAAGUAUCACUCAUAUUAAAGAGAGAAGUCAUUAACCUCUAUGUUAUCUUGCAAGAAUAAUGUAAAUGUUAAUGUUUGUAUUUGUGUGCGUUUGGGACUGCUUGAACAGCUACUUCAGCACCAUAAUAAUGAUGAAAAAUAUAAGAGUGGUCAAGAAGUAACCAGAUUCUAUAGCCUUUGAUGAACUUGACCUUAUAUUCAUGUGAAUGGCAAUGCUUUACACUUUUAUCACAGUGACUGCCAAUUGCAUUUGGCCAAUAGUCAGAAUAUCGCUUAAGCCUUAACCUUCUGAAAUGGACCUUAUAGCUUGCCUAAGAAGAAAGCAGACAGGCAUCUUUGCGUUUGCUUUCAGUCUGAAGUUGGUUGUGCCAAAUGAUCGUUCCUAUGCUACAAUGAACCAAGCUUUGAUUUCCCUUCAGCUGCUAUGUGUAAUUUAAGAGACAAACAUAUUUUGUCAACACAGCUAAGCUGACUCACUCAGUCACAUUCCAGCAGUGCUUCUUGAAUAUGGUAUUUUCUAUACCAAAGUGGUAGUUUACCAUACAUUUCAGGUCUUUCAGAGUGUAUAACUAUGGCUCUGUGAUGAGCUGUAAUGUGUGACUGUAGGUACUCUCUCCUCUUUCAUCUGUCUAUUUAGGUCAGAAAUGGAGGCUUUUAAUUAUAAACUAAACACAUACAUAGACUCCUGGAUGGGUCCCAGAGGUAAGUGUUAUUACUGUUUCAUUACUGUAUUUUAAAUUACAGUAUAGGAAUUAUAUGAAUAAAUGCUUAAUUAUUAACAUACAAUUAUUUAUCACACUAUAUCUCCUCACAAAAUGUUUGCAUUGUGUGUUAAUACAUGCAGUGGAUUGCACCAGGUCGUUUUGCACCUCCAUGAUUCUAGCAUAACCUUUCCUGGAGUUAAACAAACAUGCUUCGUAGUCACUGCCAAUUCUCCCUCCAACUUAAUUGUGUCCUUUUACCCUCUCCAACCAAUAUGCCUGCACUGCAGUGUAACUACCGCUCUCUGUGCUCUGUGCUAUCUCACUGGAAAAUAAAUACAGUAAAUAUGGGAAUAACGUGCAGAAAAGAGAGAGCAUCUUACUGUAUACUGUCAGGUAUAUAUCAGGUUGUUCUCUGCCCAUGUAUUUCAGAUGAGCGGGUUCAGGGAUGGCUGCUUCUGGACAACUACCCUCCAACCUUUGCACUAACAGUCAUGUACCUGCUGAUCGUAUGGAUGGGGCCCAAGUACAUGAGACACAGACAGCCGGUGUCUUGCCGGGGUCUCCUGUUGGUCUACAAUCUGGGCCUCACGAUCUUGUCCUUCUAUAUGUUCUAUGAGGUAGGCAGGCUACUCCUGAUCUGAACUGAUAUAGACAUCCGAAGGAUGUGUUGGUAUCAUCGCAAUGCAACACCGCGGGCGGAUGAGGGGAAGUGAGAGGAUCGGAUGACUGAUAGGCAUGGCUAAAUGAUUUUAUAUGCUAAUGUUGUUGAAGGAUUCUGUGAGGAUUAGGGAAAUUGUGAUUCUGAUUAGACAAAAAUGGUGUCUUGCACUGAAGCCACCCCAGAAGACAAUGCUGUGGGGGAGUGAGUGGGGCACAGCUGGUCUCUGACGGGAUCAUUGUUAACACAAACAAAUCUCUCACCCAACAUCAACACAGCCCUCAAUUGUUUUCUGAAAACCUGCUGCUAUUAUUAGAAAGUUGAAGUCGUGACUUCUAAUUCUGAAAUGGUUGACAUGAUAUACUGAUAAACUGUCUGUAUCCUCUGUGGAUGUCUAUGCUAGUAGUUGAUUGCAUUAUCCCUAAUUCUUGUAUACGGUAAUGAAACAGGAGGGAGAGUGAGCUGUCAAUACUUUCUGUAGUGUAAUCAGCCUCAAAAUGUCAUGAUAUAGUUAUACUAAUAAUGGACAAAGUCUGUUCUCCAUGCACCUGUAAGUCUAAAGUCUUUUCCGUUCUUACCACCCUGGCCUAAUUGGCUCAAUUUGGUCUGCAUUGCAUAAAAAGAUUGGCUGUGCCCAUGCUGUGUAAAUCAUUAAACUUGCUGAUGCUGACAUUUCCCCUGCUUCAGGGUGAACUUUUAGUCCUCUGAAAUCAAUGCCACCCGAUUUAAAUUAAAAUACAAAGCAGUUGCUUGUUGUUGUCACCUGUCCAGGGCACUUAGAAAUAGCAUUUUCACAAUGUAAUAGGUGUGGUUUGACAUGUUUAAAAAACCAUACUGAAUAGCAAACGACCAAGGGGCUGAUUCAGACUUAGGAAAUGUACGCCUUUCCUACACAUGCCUUUCCUAUGCAUUUCUCAGUAUGUUUGGUAUUCAGACUUACCUUAUUCAGUCGUGUAACGCAUUCUGCAGGUGUGGCUACUUUGCACGCUCUGAAUACAUUGAAUUCAACUGCUGAAAACCCUCCUACUUGCUGGCCGACAGAUUUUCUUGUGGAGUUUUCAUUCAAUAGGGUUUUCAGUACAUUUAUCUUAAGCCAUCCCUUUAAAUACGGCUUACCUUUUUAGUUAGAAUUUUGUCGACAGACUCACUAGAAUAUAUCGAGAUAACGGGUUCAGAAUAUUAGGGAUCAAUGAAAGAAAGCCAUCUAAAUAUAUGCAUAUUCGUCUCAGUUUCAGCAACAAUUGGUAGAUUUAAAAAUACUCUGAUCUUGUAGAUUAUUUAGGGUUAGGAAAUUAUUUAUGAAUCAUAAAGAAAUGGUUAGGGAGAGCCUUUACACACGAAAGAAAGAACUGUAAUUUGAUUCAUUCUGAAAAUGGCCACAGUCAGUUCUUCAACCCAUGGUAAUGUUGGAAGAUUAGUGUACAUUGAUCUGGUACUGGUACUUCCUGUAUAUAGCUCCACAGUGAUCUGGUACUCCCUGUAUAUAGCUCCACAUUGAUCUGGAACUGGUACUUCCUGUAUAUAGCUCCACAGUGAUCUGGUACUGGUACUCCCUGUAUAUAGCUCCACAUUGAUCUGGUACUGGUACUCCCUGUAUAUAGCUCCAUUCUUGUGUAUUUUAUUCCUCUUGUGUUACUAUUUUCAAACUCUGCAUUGUUGGGAAAGGCUCGUAAGCAAGCAUUUCACUGUAAAGUCUACACCAGUUGUAUUCGGCGCAUGUGACAAAUAACAUUUGAUUUGACAUAGAAUUAUAAUAGGAAGAAUAGUGUACAAUAGUAGGCUAUACCCUCGUCUAUUGCCUGUACUAACCAUGGAAAAGUGGGAUGACACGAACGAGUAUUGUGCCAUGCGUCGGGUUCAAACUGUUAUGGCUUGGUCUGCUCUCUGCUCCAUAAUGAUUUAAUUAGCCUACGUUUCAUUUAUGUUUUAUUUUAUUUACAAUUCCCUUAUCGAAACGGAUUACUAAUUUACCUAGCUCUAAUCAAGUUGUAAAUUACAGUGCAUGGAGAAUGGAGUUCUUUCUAUCUAAAAAAAAUUAAGUACAUGCUUUUUCCACUUGGAACCGACAGGUUGCUGUACAUUAUUCAUGGUUUCUUCGCGCAUUAAGGUAGUGGAAUUAUUAGGGAAUUAAGUCAAGGUCUGAAUACUGCGAAUCUGUAAACACACCUCCGCCACACCUUCAUUUAUUCGAUCUCCACCCCAAACGAAUAGUGGGUGAAUAGAAUGCUAUUCUCAUGCUUAACUUCAAGGUCAGAGUACGCAGAGAGAGAGAAGUGCAUAAAAAGGGAAUUACGUCACAUUUAACUCGGGUCAGAAUUCCCCCCCAAGGGAAUAGGCCUAACAGGUUAGUAGGUUUGUUUAGUUACUGUGGAUACAAGCUGGCCACAAUAAAGGUUUAGGUUUAGAAACAGAUCCUGCCCUCACUCUGCAUUUUAGAUAGUCAAUAUUGAUUGGAAUGUGGGUCUUCAUAAAUGUCAUGAAUCAGCACUGUUCCACCUAAAUCUAUAUGAACAUUUACCACAUAUUUCCUUCGUUUUGAAUUACAUAGUAAGAAUAAAGAAGAUUUAGUAUUAGUGUAGUAGUAAUAAAUGAUGUAUUAUAAAUAAAGGAAAACAGCCUAGUCUAUGUUGUUGUGAAUAAUCGUUUUGCUAACACAGUCAAAGUGGCCCUGCAGCAUUACAUUUAAAACAACAACAGGCAUAACAAUGUCAUUGUUGAAGUGAAUAGUCACUCUCUGUGUUGAGACUUUUGUGUUGUUAUUCGAUGUGUCCUCUGCAUGUACGAGAUUACCCAGUUGAGUAGUGGAGCACAACAUCUGCCAAUCCCAGGCCUGUCCUUAUUCUGCUAUCAUCCCCAUAGGCGCAUGCAGGGCAAUCACUCUCCUGGUGCCACAAUCAUCGGAUAAUCCCACUGUAUGCCUCGAAGUCAUCAACAUAAUUAGCUCUCUGCUUUGCCCUGCUUUUUUACCAUCCUGUUCUGGAAUGGGUCCUGUCUCGAGGCAAAUGCACUAAAAUCCUGUGGCAAAAUGUAAUGUUCCUCAGAAAAUGUUUUAUUCAGUACAACAUAAAAAGGGGGGUAAUUCUGGCCUUGUGUAGUGCUCUGAGUUUGAGCACAUAACACAGCUAGAAUAAUAUACUUUGGGCGGCAGGUAGCUUAGUGGUUAAGAGCGUUGUGCCAGUAACCGAAAGGUUGCUGGUUCUAAACCCUGAGCCGACUAGGUGAAAAAUCUGUCGAUGUGCCCUUGAGCAAGGCACUUAACCCUAAUUGCUCCUGUAAGUCGCUUUGGAUAAGAGCGUCUGCUAAAUGACUAAAAUGUAAAUGUAAUCUGAAUCUGGGCAUGUCUUUACACGUGUUACAUUUAACCCUUUGUUUUUGUCAGUUAUUCAAGGCAGUGGUGGAUAAAGGCAGAGCCAUUUCCAUCCAUCCCAAAUGAGAUGAAAUGUGUGAACAAGGGCUCCAUUUAGUAACUGUGGCAUCGCUGGUCUGCUCAACAACAAUAAACAAUGCAGAGUCACAAUGUUGCAGUGGCAACAAAAAGGGUACUGAUAUUCUCUCUGGUAAAGGAGACUAAAAUGGAGAGGAGGAGACUCUCAAAAUUACUCAGGGAUAUAAUAUUACCCACUACUUGCUCUGUCCACGCCUGCAGCAAGUAUGUGAAGCUAGCAUCCUAAAUGCCAAUGUAAAUUCUAACAGGUUUACAAUCAGCUUUUGUAUGGGAGAAAGCAAAUUGAUGUCACAAGUGUUUUUUUAUUUGGAUCUUAUGACACUUGAAAUACAAUAAUGAAAUAAAUGUGAUAUUACAAUACAAGGGCAGUGAGGUAUUAAGGUGAUUCAACCUGUGUGAAGAUGCCUAAGACAUGACAAUCUAGGUUUUUCUAAAUCACCUUGUUCUCUGUCCCCAGAUGGUGUCUGCUGUGUGGCACGGGGAUUAUAACUUCUACUGCCAAGACACACACAGUGCAGGAGAAACCGAUACCAAGGUAAAGCAGUCUUACUCUAUAUCACCCCUCUGUUCACUUAUAUAGAAUUUAAUAUAAAACAAUCUGUGUUAGAUUCAAAAUGUGUAUAGUAUGUGGGGAAAUGCAUUGUCACCAGACACCAGCUUGACUUCACCCUUUCAUUCAUUCUCUUUGUGAUAUUUCCAUAUCCCUUAGCUCACUGCCAGAGAUGCAAAUAAUAGCUUGACAACUAACUUCAAAGACAAAUUAAUUACCAGAUCAAUAUGUACUGCGAUACUUUGUUCUUUCCAACUACUUUUAUUGAUAUUUUCUUGUCCUGGUGGCUUCCAAUUCUACUGGUACAAUUUAUGUCAGCCAGUACCUGCAAAUUCUAACAGAUAACCAACUGGGCACAGACAUCAGUUCAACGUCUAGUUUUGAUUUACAUUUGGUUGAGUUGUCAACUAGCAUGAAUUCAACUUGAAAUCAACAACAAAUGUAACCAUGUCAUUGGAUUUAGGUUAAAAGUUGGGUGAAAAAAAUAUCAAAUGCCCUUACGUUGAUGACUUUUUGCAUAUCCAAUCAGUUUUCCACAUUGAUUCAACAUCAUCACAUAGAUUUGUUUGGUUGAAAUGACAUGGAAACAAAGUUGAUUCAACCAUUUCCCCCCCUGUGGGAAGCCACAGUGUCAGACAGACAGUCUAUUUAAUCUGUGCUGCUGUCAUCAGUAGUGAAAUGUGUGAUUGGAUUGCAGUUCUACAGCAGGGUUUCUUAAACUCUGGGUCGGGAUCCAAAGUGGGCCCUGGGUUUGUGAGAGGUGGGUCGUGAGUUCUGAGAAUACAUACAGUAUAUAAUCACACACUAUUUCUUCUUAAUUUGGGUCGUUGGAGGAUGAUUUGGGUCACGGGAGGACGGUCAAUUUCUCAUUUGGGUCUCGAGCUGAUAAAGUUUAAGAGCCCCUGUUCUAUAGUGAUUACAACUUGUAAAAGUGUACCCGCCGUCACAGCAGUGGAUGAUCAUAUUUUUAUUUGUGUCCUUAAUAGAGAUUUCAAGAGCAUUUCAGUACAGAUGACAAUUUUUGGUCCCUCAACACAACUUUUUUGGUCAAAUGAUUUUCACUGGCCAUUGCUCAUAAGGUGAAAUACAAAUCUGGCAAUGUAUGCCUCAGGAGAAACAUUGAGUAUGUCCUUGCAGGAAAGUGAACUACUAGAAAAAGUAUUGUAUUAUUUUUUAGUCAUUUAGCAGACGCUCUUAUCCAGAGCGACUUACAGUUAGUGAGUGCAUACAUUUUCAUACUGGCCCCCCGUGGGAAACGAACCCACAACCCUGGCGUUGCAAGCGCCAUGCUCUACCAACUGAGCUACAGGGGACUAAAUCUGAAAGCUUGACUCUUAUACUUAGCUUUUUUUCUCAUCUCAGAUCAUAAAUGCGCUGUGGUGGUACUACUUCUCCAAGCUCAUAGAGUUCAUGGACACCUUCUUCUUCAUCCUACGGAAGAACAACCAUCAGAUCACGUUUCUGCACAUCUACCACCAUGCUAGCAUGCUCAACAUCUGGUGGUUUGUCAUGAACUGGGUGCCCUGUGGUCACUGUGAGUGUUCUAACACAAUAUUCCCUUUCUAUCCUCAACACUGUGGAAUAACCAAGUCAGUUUACACAAUGAAUAAUUCAGAACCACUAAAGUCAAAUCCACUGAGCUUUAGGUGAACCUUUCUACGCAAUUCCUGAAAUAGGCUAGGACAGCCUAUAUACCUGGUAUAGCUGCCUAAAUACAUGGUAUAUACUUUUUUAAAGUAGCCAUACAGGAGCUUUAGAGUACAUGUUUUUCUUGAAUUGAUUCUGUGACUGAGAUACUUUCAAGUGAAGUUGAUCCGUUGUUAGAAUCAAGUGUGAAUUGAACCUACUGUUAUUUCAGGACUGCACAGCAUGUUUUUUGUUCUGUGAAAUACUGUACCCUCACCUCGUAAUUGCUUUACCUCUCACUGUGGCACACAGUGUCCUAGAAUAGGACACUCUGUCCUGUCUUACAGCUCUCUGUGUUUUACAGAGGACUCUCUGGGAAUGAGAAUUAACACCUCAGCUGCUUUCUACUGUAUACCAUUGUCACUACUAUUCAUGACUGUUUAAUUCUCUUUUUUCUCUCAUAGUAAUGUAUUAAUCAUUACAUUUUACAUUUACAUUUACGUCAUUUAGCAGACGCUCAAAGAAAGUUUUAAAACAGACAUGAAAUGACAAUAAUUGUAAUUUUGUCAUUCAUUGAUGUCUAAUGUAGAUUAAUCAUCUACCCCCUAUCUUCUGUCUCUGCCUCAGCCUACUUUGGUGCCUCCCUGAACAGCUUCAUCCAUGUCCUGAUGUACUCUUACUAUGGGCUCUCUGCUGUCCCGGCCUUGCGGCCCUAUCUAUGGUGGAAGAAAUACAUCACACAAGGACAGCUGGUGAGCCUGCAUUUCCACAUGCAUUGUUUAAAACCCUCAGAGAUGGACUUUCACGUCCAUAGUAAUCAUCCAGUGUAUAGUUCAUCCAAUCUCAGGGUCUUCGUGAAUGUGACAAAGGCCCCAUGAACUGUGGGCCAUUGGUACAGAGUGAAAGUGGCAUGUGUGUUCUAAUCCCUCUUGUCUUCUGCACUGUAUUGGAUGGCAAUAUUUACCAUGGAUGGAGCAGUGUUGUAAGUGCACUGAGUUACAGAAAUAUGUAUUUUGGAGAUUUGAUGUUGACUUAGUUUACAAACAAGUCAUUCCAGUUUUGUCUCGUUUACUCUCUAGAUUCAGUUCUUUUUGACCAUGUCCCAGACGAUAUGUGCAGUCAUUUGGCCAUGUGGUUUCCCCAGAGGCUGGCUGUAUUUCCAGAUAUUCUAUGUCGUCACGCUUAUUGCCCUUUUCUCAAACUUCUACAUUCAGGUGAGCAAAUAUAAAACCCUUGUAUGAAUUAGACAUACUGUAUUAUUAUUUCAAUGAAUUAUGGUGUUGUGAAGUAUUUUAUAUUGCCCUGAUGGUGACAGGGUUAAAUAUAACAGUGCAUUGCUGUCAACAGUCAUUUUGGGGGGGGGGGGGGGGGGGGGGGGUUUCUUUGAUUUUUAGCACAUUCUAAUGUGUUGACUCCUUCCCUCUGUUUUUAGACUUACAAGAAACACCGUGUUUCACAAAAGAAGGAGUAUCAUCAGAAUGGCUCUGUUGCUUCAUUGAAUGGCCAUGCGAAUGGGGUGACACCCACGGAAACCAUUACACACAGGAAAGUGAGAGCGGACUGAAGCUUGAAUAAUGUUCCAGGCCUAACUGUAUGUCAUGUCGCUAGAAGAGAUGGGAUAAUACAUUUCUUCAUGAGGAUUACUAAUGAAGAAAUGUAUUAAAGAGUCUAGCUAGUUUAUUCACAAUAGACAAGACAUGUUUAUCUGAAAGAGAUUCCUAACAUUUUGCACACCGCAACCUGUUAUUAUUCAUAUUGAAUCAAAGUUAAUUAGAGUUACUUAACAAGCAUAGCAGAGGGAGUACAGUACAGCACAGUAGCCCCAGAGACCCACUUCCUCUUAAUGCUGCACAAGAUGUUCAACUUUGUCUGUCUUCAGUGUGGUGGGGACAAAGCUUUAAUCAACCUUGACCCAUACAGAAAUAAUAACUUAUUUCCCAUGUUUUAAUUCACAACAUAUUCACUUGUCUACAUGCUUGUCCAUGAGGGGAAGAAAAUCUAUUUUUGGGAUUCCGUUUUGUAAAAGGUACUUUAUCUGUUUUUUUCUGUCAAUAUAUUUGAUUUGAUCACGAGGUCAUACAAUCAUUGAUAAGUAUGCAGAAGAGCUGCUUCAAAAAAAUACAUAAACUGUACAAUAUCAACAUAAAUAAUUAGAUACUAACUGAUUUGUGUUCCAAAAUGGCUUAGCAUACAAGAAAGGAAAGAGAAAAAACAAACGUGUGGCAACAUUAGUAUCUAAAAUACCAGUAAUAGUGAUCUUUUAAUUUUUUACAUCAUGUGUCCAAAUCAUUCCCACCCUUCCCAAUGUUCCUCAAUGAUUUGAUUUUCUUUGUAUCCUCUUAUUGAGGUUCCCGUCAUGAUUAUAUACACACAAGUACAAAUGUAAACUCAGGUACAUUAUCAAUCAGACACCGGUUUCGGUUUCAACAAAAGAAAGAAAAGGUUGCCAUGUCUUAUAAAAUAAAGUUGUGGAUCCACUUCGUGUACAUUUAAUUUUCUCCAAAGUGAGACUUUGCAACAUGCUAUUAACCCACUGAUUGUAAGAUGGAGUGGUUGGGUUUUUCCUGUGGGUCAAAAUCAGGUUUCUGGCAAUCAGACAGGCAUAUGCCAAGGCAUUUGCUUCCACCUUUGCUAUUCCAGAGCUAGCAUCAGUUGUCCCAGAUAGAUAUUAGUGGGUCAGGACUUAUAGAUACUUGUGUUAUAUUGGAAAUUGCAUUAGAAAUAGCAUCCCAUAGCCUUUGAGUUUUGGACACUCACACAAGCAGAACAUAUCUGCAUGAGUUGCAGUGUUAGAACUUAGCCAGCUUGGCAUUUGUGUAGUAACUUCUAUGUAUCACUUUAAAGUCUGUAACAACAUGACUGGUACAAAAUAGAAAUAGAAGGGCCUUUUUAAAGUAUAUUUUUUUAUCCCAACUGUUAAUUGGGGGUUCACAUCGAAGCUGUGAAGCCUAUUGUUAUUCUUUGAAUGUUCUUUUUUCUUGACAUGGCCAAAUAACUCAAGCAUAGAUUGGGAACUUUUUUUCUAAUUUGGCACAC